ACCGAUGGUUUGAAGUAGAAGCGGUUGACCCGGCCGGUCCGCGAGCAUUCCAUGGCACGGCAGUGAUCGGUUUCAACAUUUACGUGAUCGGAGGCUACAACGGCCAGGAUUAUUUGAGUUCGUGUCGAUGCUUCAACGCUGUGGAGAAAACGUGGUGCGAGGUGUCACCCAUGAACACACCCAGGUGCUACCUGAGCGUGACAGUGUUGGAAGACGUAGUGUACGCUAUGGGUGGCUAUGACGGCAUCCGCCUCCAGAGAACAGCUGAGCGUUAUGACUACCAGAAGAACCAGUGGUCCUUCAUAGCGCCCAUGAAUGUACGGCGCUCCGAUGCCAGUGCAGCCACGCUGAACGGCAAGAUCUACGUCGUUGGUGGAUUGAACGGUGGGGAUUGUAUGAAAUCAGCAGAGGUAUACGACCCAAAGACCAACCAAUGGAUCUUUAUUCCGGCCAUGAAUUUCAGACGUAGCGGCCUUUCCUGCAUCGGCUACCAUGGGCACGUGUACGCCAUAGGAGGCCUGGACGGUAGGAUUCGCAGGUCUAGUGGCGAGAAGUACAAUCCCAUAACGGGGACAUGGACGCUUAUCUCUCAUAUGCGUAGAUCCCGCAGUAAAUUCGGUAUUGAAGUGGUUGAAGACAAGAUCUUCGCCAUCGGAGGGUUCAGCCGUUCCACCACCAAACAUGAAGUAGAAUACUACGACGAAAACUCUAAUGAAUGGUUUGAAGCGAGUAAUAUGAUUGCAUGCAGAAUAGCUCUGUCGGUCUGUGUUGUCAUGGGUUUGCCUAACGCAAGUGAUUUCAUUCGUAAGACCAGGGAUCGAUCAAGGGGGAAGCACAAGGAUAUAUUUGGCCAUGAAAACUGAAAAAGACAGAGGAGUGGAAGAGCUGGAGCAAAAAAAAAAAAA
This is a messenger RNA of Cryptotermes secundus, 905 nucleotides long. RefSeq names its product kelch-like protein 10. Gene Ontology annotation, molecular function: protein binding. The record is from RefSeq and is a predicted model, not a curated record. The transcript has a single exon. The annotation marks the transcript as partial. Lineage: Eukaryota; Metazoa; Arthropoda; Insecta; Blattodea; Kalotermitidae.